Messenger RNA from Dermatophagoides pteronyssinus (European house dust mite), 1223 nucleotides. Its product is annotated as mitochondrial 2-oxoglutarate/malate carrier protein. NCBI's taxonomy places the organism in Eukaryota, Metazoa, Arthropoda, Arachnida, Sarcoptiformes, Pyroglyphidae. The record is from RefSeq and is a predicted model, not a curated record.
GUUUAUGGCAAGGCGAUAGGCUGAAAAUUUAACGGUGACAUUUUGUUCAACGAAAGAUUGUCCUUCUCGACAUUCUCACAUGAUUUGAUCAUACUUUUUUUAAGCCAAUUCUUUCCUCAAUCAAUUCAAACCGUUUGCUUCUUUUUAAAUUUUAUUUUUUGUUAUUUUAAACUUCAUUUUAUUCAUUGCUUUCAUAAAUAAACAUGGCGUCGACGGACAAACAAUCGCAACAGAUUCCUAAUGUGGUCAAAUUUAUUUUUGGUGGGACAGCCGGUAUGGCUGCUACUUGUUUCGUUCAACCUUUAGAUUUGGUGAAAAAUCGCAUGCAAUUGAGCGGUGUUGGUGGGAAAGCCAAAGAACAUAAAACCAGUAUCCAUGUAAUACGAGCAGUUGUUGCCAACGAAGGUUUCACUGGUCUUUACGCUGGAUUAUCUGCCGGUCUUUUGAGACAAGCAUCAUACACAACUGUUCGAAUGGGGGUUUAUACAUCUUUGUUUGACUGGUAUAGUCGCGAACAUGCACAAGGAAAACCGCCAGGAUUUUUUAUCAAAGCCGGUCUUGGUAUGACUGCCGGAGCAAUUGGUGCUUUUUUUGGUACACCAGCCGAAGUAUCUUUGAUACGUAUGACAUCUGAUGGUCGUUUACCGCUUAGCGAACGUCGUGGUUAUAAAAGCGUUUUCGAUGCCCUCAUUCGAAUCACUCGUGAAGAAGGCGUUCUAACAUUAUGGCGUGGUUGCAUACCAACAAUGGGUAGGGCAAUGGUGGUCAAUGCUGCUCAAUUAGCAUCAUAUUCGCAAGCCAAACAAUUUUUAUUGUCAACACCAUAUUUUCGCGAUAACAUUGGCUGUCAUUUUGCUGCCUCAAUGAUUUCUGGGUUGAUAACCACUGCCGCUUCUAUGCCCGUCGAUAUUGCCAAAACUCGCAUACAGAAUAUGAAAAUUAUUAAUGGAAAACCCGAAUACACUGGUGCAAUCGAUGUUUUAACAAAAGUGAUUCGUAAUGAAGGUUUAUUUGCCUUGUGGAAAGGAUUCACACCAUACUAUGCCCGAUUAGGUCCGCAUACAGUGUUGACGUUCAUUUUUCUGGAACAAAUGAACAAAAGUUAUAAAAAAUAUGUAUUUGGAGAUACAUCUUCGGGUGGUGGGCUUUAACAAAUAAUUUUGCUUGUAAUUAAUAGAAAUAAUGAAUAUUGUUAAUUUCCAACCCUUAAUUAUCCAAUUUCU